Molecule: messenger RNA, 2862 nt
Organism: Penicillium coprophilum
Lineage: Eukaryota; Fungi; Ascomycota; Eurotiomycetes; Eurotiales; Aspergillaceae
Product: SPO22/ZIP4 family meiosis protein
Exons: 18
Coding region: 1-2862 (953 amino acids)
Biological process (GO): meiotic cell cycle; regulation of synaptonemal complex assembly
Source: RefSeq, a predicted model, not a curated record
AUGGCGCAACCGUCUGGACGACGCCAGGCUUUGGCAGACUUUGCUCGCAGUUUGCACACAACCUUCUCCACAGCCAGUGCUUCAAGCGCUCCUCUUCUCUCCCCCAAUGACAUACACAGACUGGAUGUCGAGCUUAACAGCAACCCGUUUGGCACCGUGGCAAUUACAUCGGGUAAUGAGCAACUGGAUACGAUUGGUACAUUGCUGUGGAAUGACUGCAUUGAGCUCCUGGUGUCGCAUGGUAACAAUCCGAAUGAUGUGCUGUUGCUUGGCAAAGUGAGGGCUCUCGCAUUUGCUGUGUUGAAUAUGGCUGUGUUGCCCGAUCUCCUAGGGAGUAUCAGGGCUCUUGAUCUGGCCCUCAAGGCGGCACGUAUUUGCCUUGUGAACCAGCAAUGUGAAAUUGCGCUGAAUAUCCUGUCAGUCGCAGCCCUGAGGCUGGCAAGUAUUCAGCCUGCUCAUCUUGGCCUUGACGCCACAAUUAAUGGCACUCUCACUACCCGAUACAACUCGCUUCGUGCUCGACUGGCCUGGUUUCAGGACCGAGUAGAUAUCGCCGAGCAUUUCUUUGCGAAAGUUUCUGUGCCUGGUUUGACGGAUGAUGAAGAGGCGGUUUUCGAAACUUGUUUUAUCAUUGGCGACUCUGCACUCGCACGACGACAGUUUGACAUUGCAUUAAUUUGGCUGGAAAGAGCGAGAGAUCGCUUGGAGGCUUUGUCCAUUAUGACUGAGAUCAAAUUUCCAGAUUACCAUAACUGGAACCUGGUUGUUCGACAUUCCCUUGCCGUGGCUUGUACGCAAAUUAAAACUUCCUACUCAGACCUCUUGUACAAUCUUGAAAUGGGAGUCUUGAGAGAAAAUUACCCAGAGCACCCUGCUGUGAUUCUUUUUGAUCUUUCUAUGGGACACAAUAAUCCAGGUCUGCAGAGUCUGGUCGAGAAGACGACUCUCACAGAUAUGAACAUGCCUAUAAUUUUCCAAUUUGCCCGCUCCUUGGGACAUGCAGGUGGUUCAGACAACGGGAUGGAAGCACUUCGAAUACUGCUCAUGCGCCCCCUGCCAUCAAGAGAAUGGACAGAGAAAUGCUUUGUCUCUUUUACGCUGCUUCUGAGCAGAUCUGAAUGUUCUGAUCCUAUGCGUAUUCGCACGCUUCGGGGUGUGAUUGACGCACUGGAGCAACGUGGAUUUCCAUCAAUCAGUGCCAACGCAGCUCACGCCACCGUGAUCUGCAUUUGGAAAAUGACUGGCAGUGCCCUUCUCAAGAACGACUACUGGACUGCACAACUCUGGCUUCAGAUGUGCAGCGAACCCAAGAUCUUUCAACACUGCUCCCAAUUCAUUCAGAUCGCUAUACAAAAGAAGCUGCUAGUAUGUUAUCUACAGACUGGAAAUCUCGCCGCUGCUCGUCGGUUGAUGGAUCGGGGCCUAGUCCAAAGCCAGGUAGAUUGCGGACGGUUGUAUUUGUCCUACAAGUUGAGCUUGCUUGAGGGAAAAGACGGCUCUGGGCAUUUCUAUCUCGGCUUUCCUCUUCACCCCGUGCCGCACAAGCAAAUGAGUCUAUUGUCGUGCGCGAUUGAAGCUCAAAGACAAGACAAACCAGAAGAAGUACUUAAUUGUUUCGAUCAAUUGACCAAAUGCUUGACUUCAGAUGAUAUUUAUCAUCAGGACUUUACCGCUGCCGAACAUUACAUAUUUGCAAUUACUCUACUUUUGCAAGAGCUUCAGAAAGGCUUCAGCCAAAGGCUUGGCGAGUGUAUCGAGACUGUACUCCGGAGUGCCCUGUCUUAUGCAAAAGAGAACAGCAUGUUUGAAGGUGGCGACCAGGAGGUCUCAGUUACUCAACUACAAUUCCUGUAUUUCGCAACUUACAAUCUUGCUUUGAAACUUAUCAACUCUUCUGGAUUCCUUCAUGCUACUUCGGUCUUGAAUUACUCGAGAGAGUUUGCGCUUCAAUAUCGUCAGAUUGCUUACCCUGAGAUGGAUUCCAAUGCACCAAGACCGCAUCUCUUUGCAGUUGCUUACCUCCGUCUUCUUGCUGCUUCACUUAAAGCCCGCCGCGAGAUCGAUCAGAAUAAGAAGAUAACGCGCUACGUGGAUGUACGCAUAUGUUUCAAGCAACUCAAACAGUUGCAUGGCUGGGAAGAUGAAGAAGAAGCAUCCGAGGAGACGAAUGAGAAGGAAGACAGGCACCUUGACAUUGCGCGAUUCUUCGACUUUGAGGCUUCCAUGUAUCUCAGGCAGUGGGACGAGAUUAUCGGCUCUUGUGCGUCGGAUGAGAGAUUCCCCAAACCGAAGUUUUACGCACCAAUCCUAGAUCUAAAUUUCCAAUGGAGCCUACCACCCGCAGUGUCGAUUCCGAUCAUCAAGCACAUCAUGUCAAAGCUUAGCGAGCUACAGAACGAUCCCCCUACUACAUUCCAGGGCGAUUUCCGGGUUUCUUUGCCCCGCUACCUCCAUUGUCUAUUUUCUCGAGCCAUUGCACCACCCCCAUUCAUAAACCCGAAUACAAUUGACUUCUUGGAUGUCAAAAUGGCCAAUGCAGAGGUUGCUGAAGAAGUGCUCGACAGAGUCCUUGCCAUAAUAGAUAAAGAGACCAGCGGUGGAGAGGUCAAACAAGAAGAGCAGGAUUCGAAUCCCAUCCAAUCCGGCUCUACGCUGAAUGAUGAACCUGCAUAUCCAGUUGCGGAGUUACUCAAGAUUUCUUCCGUGGCUUUCAACAAGGCUACUGACUUUUACCGCGCGACACGGGACGAGGACUGUCAGCGUUGGGCGAAAAAGGCUAUUCGUAUCGCUCAGCUUGCACCGGGUUCCCAGGCCAGACAGCUGGUUCAGACACUUCAGACUAGGUUGGGGAGCUUGGUUUGA